GUACCCGGUGGCGGCUCUAUAUAUGUAAUACGACUUUGUAUUGAUCCAAGCUACCAAUCAAUUAUCCUUAUACAGAAAGUUUUACCCCAUCUGUGUGUGUGCGGUCGGUCGGCAUAUACACUUUUGAAAGCGAACUCGUCCGAAUCGGGCCUGCAGUCCAAGUGCUGCAAAAGUGUAUAUUGAAUAAGGGAUACGUUGAGGUGGUCGCCGUCGUCCUCGUGUCGACUGGCCUGCGAUUGAGAAGAUCUGGAAUCGAACGUAAUGCCUUCCAAAGCCGAAGACAUACUGUCGGGAUUCAGAGUGAACUGGAUGAGUCUACGAGAAGUAGACACCGGGAAACUGCUGUGGCAAAACUCUGAUGAUUUGUCCCAGCCUGAUGUUGAACAUGAAGCCCGAGUACCCAAAAGUAUUUUGAAUUGCAGAGCCGUUUCAAGGGAAAUUAACUUUUCCUCAAUAGAACCCCUCGAAAACUUUCGACUGGAACAGAAAGUCCUUUUCAAGGGAAGAGCAUUAGAAGAGUGGACAUUUGAUUUUGGAUUCGUCAUCCCAAACUCCACAAACACCUGGCAAUCAAUAAUUGAGGCUGCACCAGAAUCACAAAUGAUGCCUGCACAAAUUUUAAAUGGAAAUGUGACUAUCGAAACCAAAUUCUACGAUGACACCCUUCUAGUCUCAACAUCAAAAGUGAGGCUGUUCUACGUCUGACCCGAUCUCUGCGUUUUUUCCAUUAUUUUGUCGUCUCUUCAUUUCACGUUCUCCUGUUACGUCCUUAUGGCGAUGGAAAUAAGCGAAAACCGGCAUUUUGAAGCGCUUUUUUACACAGUCUACACGUCGUGUGCCAUCUCCUCACGCACCGAUUUCGAUUCGGUGCGACAUCGCUACAAUUCCGCUCACACACAAAGCUACACACGCUAUUUGUUCGCGAUCACCUGCCAUACUUCUCGGUCAAUGUCUCAUUUGCUGCUGCCGCUGUUAUUCCUGCGCUCCACAUUUUACCCGUUGACUGUCGGUACUACAUAAUAAAAAGACGAUUCAAUCGGUGUAUAAAACUGG
Messenger RNA from Daphnia pulicaria, 1053 nucleotides. It is a transcript of the gene PrBP, whose product is annotated as retinal rod rhodopsin-sensitive cGMP 3',5'-cyclic phosphodiesterase subunit delta-like. The coding region runs from base 262 to 705 and encodes 147 amino acids. NCBI's taxonomy places the organism in Eukaryota, Metazoa, Arthropoda, Branchiopoda, Diplostraca, Daphniidae. Gene Ontology annotation, biological process: sensory perception of light stimulus. The transcript is spliced from 5 exons. The record is from RefSeq and is a predicted model, not a curated record. Gene Ontology annotation, cellular component: cytoplasm.